AUGAAUGCAGCAUCGACUAAUAUCUGGACACAACAAGGACCUCGAAAUGAGCUUAUCGAACGCGACUUGUUCUCUGGCACUAACUGUGGGAUCAAUUUCGAUAAGUAUGAAGAAAUACCGGUUGAGGCAACAGGGAAUGAUGUGCCGCGUCCAUGCGCAGCGUUUGAUGAAUUGCAAUUACAUCCAUGGAUUCAGGAAAAUAUCAAGAAAUUAGGAUAUAUGAAGCCAACGCCAGUGCAAAAAUAUUCUAUUCCGACUUUACUGAACUGCCGUGAUCUGAUGUCUUGCGCGCAAACUGGUUCAGGAAAAACCGCAGCUUUUCUAGUGCCGCUUAUUAAUCACAUCAUUUUAAAUGAGUCAACUGCAAUGAGAAUGCCACAAGUCAUGAAUACCAGUCGUCAUACGGUGUUUCCAGUUGCGCUGAUAUUAUCGCCAACCCGUGAGUUGGCUAUGCAAACUUAUAAGGAAGCUUUGAAGUUUGCUUAUCGAACUAACGUUACGUCUGCCGUACUUUAUGGUGGUCGUGAAAACUAUCGCGAUCAAGUGCAAAAAUUAACACUCGGAUGCCAUGUACUUAUUGCCACACCGGGACGUCUGCUAGAUGUGAUGAGUCAGAAUGUUGUCUCUCUUCAUGACUGUAAGUUUUUGGUACUCGACGAAGCAGAUCGAAUGCUUGAUAUGGGUUUUGAACCUCAAAUUCGGCAAAUUGUGGAGCGUUAUUCGAUGCCGGAAAAGGGUAAACGCGUUACUGCAAUGUUUUCUGCGACAUUUCCAAAAGAAAUCCAGGUAUUGGCACAAGAUUUUCUUAUGCCAAAUUAUGUAUUUCUUGCCGUUGGACGCGUCGGUUCAACAUCUGAAAAUAUUGUACAAAAAAUUAUUUGGGUGGAAGACCAUGACAAGAAGCGUUUGCUCAUGGAGAUCCUCGAUGUUGACGCGAAUAGAGGACUUACUUUAGUAUUCGUUGAGACGAGACGAGGUGCAAAUGAGUUAGCGUGGUAUCUUCAGCGUAAUAACUACAGCGUCAUGCCAAUUCAUGGUGAUCUUAAGCAAUACGAAAGAGAGCGCCAUCUGGAAAUGUUCAGAUCCGGACAAACAAACAUAUUAGUUGCAACAGCUGUAGCAGCCAGAGGUCUUGAUAUUCCAAAUGUGAAGCAUGUAAUUAACUUCGAUCUUCCCACUGAUAUUGACGAGUAUGUUCAUCGCAUUGGCCGUACAGGGCGUGCUGGGAAUAUUGGAUUGGCAACUUCAUUCUUCACAGAUCGAAAUCGGAAUAUCAGUCACGAUUUGGUGGAUCUUUUGGUUGAAUCUAAUCAAGAAGUGCCGGAUUGGCUGGAGAAAAUGACUAAAGAAAGCAGCAGAAGCGCUUCCAAACAUCACGAUAGGACACACAGAGGACGUUUUGGUGGACGAGACCAUCGUUUAAAUGCUGGAAAUAACUCAUUUUAUUUCAAUCGUCCCACGGCUGUUGUGCAAAAUUUUGGGACAGAAUCGAAUUCUGCUCUUUGGUACAGUCAAAGCAACUUCCAUCCAUCUUAUGGUGAUACUGGAAAUGUUUUUAUGAAUACAUCAUCUGUUGCUAUUCAAAGCAAUAUAUAUCGGGCUCCUCAGAUAGGUCACAUUUAUCAACAUCAUGGAGAUUCCUUUCCAUUCGUACCAUCUGUUCCAACCACUGGUAUUGACUAUUGGGGUACUAUUGCUGGCACUUCGUCGAAUGGAGAAUUCUUACGACCUAAUAACUUGGCUUAUGGCGGGCAUUUUGGAACUCAGGCAUCACAAGCAGUUUUUGGCAAUUGGGAGCGUUAA
This is a messenger RNA of Cercopithifilaria johnstoni, 1803 nucleotides long. NCBI's taxonomy places the organism in Eukaryota, Metazoa, Nematoda, Chromadorea, Rhabditida, Onchocercidae. The record is from the annotation of a GenBank genome assembly.